AAAUAUACCUGUAAGUGAUCCAGGAAGAGUCUGUGCAGAGUCCCUGAGGUUUCAUUGAAGAGGUGUGUGCAUGUUAGUUCCAGCUCUCUCCCUCAGUGUCACCAUGUCUUUGGAGACAGCAGUGAAGGCUAUAGCGGAGGUUUUCCGCAAGUACGCCGGCGGUGAUGACAAGAAGGAGACCCUGAGCUGUGACGAACUGAAGAAGCUGCUGCAGGAGGAGUGCAGCAAGGCUGGGGGCUGUACUGGGAAGUUGCCCAUGCUGAUGAAGCGGCUGGAUGCAAACAAAGAUGGACAGAUCGACAUUGUGGAGUUUGGCACACUCAUUGGAAUGAUGGCUAAGAAAGCAUGAGAGAAGGCGAGCGAGAGAGAGAGAGAGGCAAAACGAUUGUCUCGUAUCAGAAACCACAUGUUCUGAAAACUCAUGGUGGCUGAAUCAAAUAAAAUCAAAUAACAAAAUCCAUUA
Messenger RNA from Megalops cyprinoides (Indo-Pacific tarpon), 463 nucleotides. RefSeq names its product protein S100-A11-like. Gene Ontology annotation, biological process: endothelial cell migration. NCBI's taxonomy places the organism in Eukaryota, Metazoa, Chordata, Actinopteri, Elopiformes, Megalopidae. Gene Ontology annotation, molecular function: transition metal ion binding; calcium ion binding. The record is from RefSeq and is a predicted model, not a curated record. Bases 71 to 349 code for a protein of 92 amino acids. The transcript is spliced from 3 exons. Gene Ontology annotation, cellular component: cytoplasm; extracellular exosome.